Theobroma cacao (cacao) is the source of this 3773-nucleotide messenger RNA. It is a transcript of the gene CR4, whose product is annotated as crinkly4. Gene Ontology annotation, biological process: protein phosphorylation. NCBI's taxonomy places the organism in Eukaryota, Viridiplantae, Streptophyta, Magnoliopsida, Malvales, Malvaceae. Gene Ontology annotation, molecular function: ATP binding; protein binding; protein kinase activity. The record is from RefSeq and is a predicted model, not a curated record.
CUCGCUACAUUCUUAGCUGCAACAACAGCAACCAUCAUCAACAAUCCGUCUGCACUAGAUUUGUUCAUUUUUUUUUCUCCCACUUGCACUCUUUGUAAAAGUAAAUACAUGCAAAGCAAAGCAAACGUAUGAGCUAGUAGCCAGGGUUUUUGCCAGCCAGGAAGUUCAUAUCUGCUAAGCUAGUUUGUGGCUCCAAAUGUGAUCUACUGAAAGAUUUUUUGAUCUCAAGUUGCAGAAAUCUUUCCGGGGGUAAGUCUUUCUAGACAAUAAACGAGACACAAACUUACCUGAUAAUUAUGCUUCCUGAGAAGAACGGUGAAAGUGGUUUGGUUUCCAUUCAAGACUUGCAUAAAUAAGGAGUGUCUUGAUCUGGGUUUUCGGUAAGGAGCUUCUGAUAUUUGGUUUUGGUCACAUUUUCUACUCCAUUGGUAUUUUCUUGAUGGAAAUCAUUAUUUAUACUGCUGCUUACUUUUUGCUCUCUUGAAGCAUGGAUGCAAAUGGUGCAGUAUGAGGUUUCAAUGUAGAAUUUAGCUUUUGCAUAGGCAUUUGACUGUUUUCUUUACUGAUUUAUUAUACGCAUUCUGGGAGAAUGCAACUUAAAAGCAUUAAAGUCUUAUUCAAAUUCUAGUUCUGGUGGCCAAUUAUCUAAAUAUAGUGUUGAUGUGGGUGUGGAUAUCAUAAUCUUUGAAUAGUUAGGUUCGUGCUGUGCGAUGGGAGUUGUCAGCUUAGUGCUGAGAGAUUCCUCUCUCUGGGUCUUAAAGUGGAAAGUUGAAUUUCUUGUACAACUUGUGGCUUUAUUAAAUUUGUGGUGGGUAGUUUCAGGUUUGGGCUCAAUGUCUACCAUUGCCAUUUCUUAUGGUGAGAAUGGUCCUGUUUUCUGUGGUUUGAAAUCUGAUGGUUCUCAUCUUGUGACCUGCUAUGGAUCAAACUCUGCGAUAAUCUACGGGACUCCUUCUCAUUUCCCGUUUGCGGGUCUAAGUGCCGGUGAUGGCUUUGUUUGUGGACUGUUGAUGGAUUCCAGCCAACCUUAUUGUUGGGGAAGCAGUGGCUAUAUCCAAAUGGGAGUUCCUCAGCCAAUGAUCAAGGGAGCUGAGUACUUAGAAAUCAGUGCAGGCGAUUACCAUUUAUGUGGUUUGAGAAAGCCUUUAACAGGAAAGCGUAGAAAUUAUGCUUUGGUUGAUUGUUGGGGGUAUAAUAUGACCAAGAACUAUGUAUUUGAUGGGCAGAUCCAAUCAAUCUCUGCAGGUUCUGAGUUUAACUGUGGAUUGUUUUCUCAGAACAGGACUGUUUUUUGUUGGGGUGAUGAGACCAGUAGCCGUGUCAUUAGCCUGAUUCCAAAGGAAAUGAGGUUUCAAAAGGUUGCAGCUGGUGGUUAUCAUGUUUGUGGAAUUUUGGAGGGGUUGAAUUCUAGAGCCUUUUGCUGGGGAAGGAGCUUGAACCUUGAAGAAGAACUCUCAGUGGCAUAUUCUCGUCCCGGAAAUGUUGAUUUGCCACCAAAAGAUCCCAUGCUUAUGGUUGUUGGAGGGAGGUUCCAUGCUUGUGGAAUCAAGAGCUAUGAUCAUGAAGUGGUUUGCUGGGGUUUUAUUGUCAAACCAAGUACCCCAGCUCCUACAGGCGUUAAAGUCUAUGGAAUUGCAGCUGGAAAUUACUUCACUUGUGGUGUUAUAGCCGAGAAAUCCUUUCUCCCAGUUUGUUGGGGUGAUGGGUUCCCUACCUCUCUCCCUCUGGCUGUCUCACCUGGCCUUUGCAAGGACACUCCUUGUGCACCUGGUUCCUAUGAAGUUAGUCAUGAGGAUGCACCUUGCAAGUCUCCUAGCUUUCAUAUUUGUAUGCCCUGCGGCAAUGGCUGCCCUGCUGAAAUGUACCAAAAAACUGAAUGUACUUUGAAAUCUGAUCGAAUGUGUGAGUAUAAUUGCUCUAGUUGUAAUUCAGUGGAAUGCUUCUCAAAUUGUUCUUCUUCUUAUUCUGAUGCUGCUAAUGGAAGAAAGAAUGAAAGGUUCUGGUCACUGCAAUUGCCAAUCAUCGUCGUGGAGAUUGCCUUUGCUGUUUUACUGGUGAUUAUUGUGUCUUUAACUGCAGUUUUAUAUGUUCGCUACAGGUUACAGAACUGUCACUGCUCAUCAAAAGAGUCAAAGUCCAAGAAAGCUAACGGGAGUACUUCUUACCAAAAAGAUAACGGGAAAAUUCGUCCAGACUUGGAUGAACUUAAGAUUAGGAGAGCUCAUAUGUUCACUUAUGAAGAACUUGUGAGGGCCACAGGUGGGUUCAAAGAAGAAUCUGUGGUGGGAAAAGGAAGUUUCUCUUGUGUUUACAAGGGGGUAUUGAAGGAUGGAACUGUUGUUGCAGUCAAAAAGGCUAUAAUGUCCUCAGAUAAGCAGAAGAAUUCAAAGGAGUUCCAUACAGAGCUAGAUCUACUGUCAAGACUGAACCAUGCCCAUCUAUUGAAUCUGCUUGGCUAUUGUGAAGAAGGUGGCGAAAGGCUUCUUGUUUAUGAGUUCAUGGCUCAUGGAUCUUUGCAUCAGCAUCUUCAUGGAAAGAACAAAGCCUUGAAAGAGCAAUUGGAUUGGGUCCGAAGGGUCACAAUCGCAGUCCAAGCUGCUCGUGGAAUUGAAUACUUGCAUGGUUACGCUUGCCCACCAGUGAUCCAUAGGGACAUCAAGUCCUCAAAUAUUCUCAUCGAUGAAGAACACAAUGCUCGAGUGGCUGAUUUUGGUCUCUCUUUGCUAGGACCUGCUGAUAGUAGCUGCCCAUUAGCUGAGCUACCUGCUGGAACACUUGGUUAUCUUGAUCCGGAGUACUAUAGGCUUCACUACCUCACAACUAAAUCCGAUGUCUAUAGCUUUGGAGUGUUACUUUUGGAAAUCCUAAGUGGACGAAAAGCUAUUGACAUGCAAUAUGAAGAAGGGAAUAUAGUGGAGUGGGCCGUUCCUCUGAUUAAAUCAGGAGACAUAUCUGCCGUUCUUGAUCCACUCUUGAAACGUCCAGCUGACCUCGAAGCGUUAAGAAAGAUUGCAAAUGUGGCUUGCAAGUGUGUGAGAAUGAGAGGAAAGGAAAGGCCAUCAAUGGAUAAAGUGACCACAGCUUUGGAGCGGGCUCUUGCACAGUUGAUGGGCAGUCCAUGUAGUGAACAACCAAUUUUGCCAACUGAGGUGAUCUUGGGAAGUAACAGAUUGCACAAGAAGUCCUCCCAACGAUCUUCGAAUAGGUCAGCCUCGGAAACUGAGGUAGCAGAACCUGAGGAUCAAAGGUUUGAGUUUAGAGCUCCUUCAUGGAUUACUUUCCCCAGUGUAACUUCCUCUCAGAGGAGAAAAUCCUCAGUAUCGGAUGCAGAUGUUGAUGGAAAGAACUUAGAAGGAAGGAACAUGGGCAAUGUGGGGAGUGUUGGGGAUGCUUUGAGAAGCUUGGAGGAAGAGAUAGGGCCUGCAUCCCCUCAAGAAAGCUUGUUCUUGCAGCACAAUUUCUGAAUUUGUAGUCUGUGUGUUGUUGAAGGUAAUGGAAAUGUAAAAAAGGAGAAGGGAAGGAUGUAACUUGCAUGGAUUUCUCGUACCACUACCACGGCCAUGACUACCGCAUCUUGUUUUUGUAACUUGCAACUGCUUAAUUUUGAGUGAUUCUGUUCUGACAACUUGGUGUUUCUUUUUGCUAGGAAAACUAGAUUUAUCCCUUAAUUGUUACUUUGAAUUCUUUCUUGUGACAAUUGUACGGAUCAUGGUAACUUCUUUGCUCAAUGUCUCUUUUAACAGCUAAUGGAUGAAACUCCUGUUUGCUCUUCA